CUCUGAACUUGAGCAGUGGGCAUACGAAGAAACAAAAUCGUUUAUCAAUUGUUUGGAAAAAUAUGUUAAAAGCAUCUCAGAGGUAAGGGGUGGGCUGACCAAUGCCAUAAAAGCUGUGCAGUUUGCAGUCUCGUACUGUUCUUUGUUAGAAAAUCACAACCUGGUGUUGCGACCAUACUUGGUAAGGCAACUGUGCCCUUGCAUGGAAGAGGUUUUACUUCUACAUAUAAACCAAUUUAAGAAGGUGAUUGCUAUCUUCUCCGCCAGUGAUCACUGGGUUCUACAGAGAUAUCUCGUAUCUGGACUUUUUGGUGUAGGAUCACCGUCUCGGCCUGUUGGGCAACAACCGGAAUAUUGCUUGCUAACUUCCAGUGGCCGGAAAUUUAUGACACUAUUGCAGCAGGCCAUAGUAGAAGAUAUAUCUCCUUUAACUGGCCUUAAAAUGGGAAGUUCAGUCAUCAGUGGACUAACGAAGCUCUUCUCAGAGUAUGUUACUAUACUUGAACGAGCCCUCACAUAUGACACGGGUGUAAUAGAGAAAGAUACUUUCAGAAUCAAGCCAGCUGAGUCAGUGUCACAACAGGUUUCUAUUUUGGCAAAUCUGUCAACGUUAGUGCAGUUUCUCAGUAUCAUGGCUGAGAGGGUAUUUAGAAGCACCGUUGACAUAGGUUCAAACUCAGUGGAAAACCAUUCGGUCGCCUAUCAGCACGCGGAGCUUGAUGAUUUUGUAUUAUCUAUUGAAGAAAGUUCUAAUAAGUUGAGACAUCAAUUCUGCCAGCAGUUCAUAUUCAGAGUACUGUCUCCUCAUAGAAGCCAUGAAAUUACUCUAGCCGCUCACGAUAAAGAACAGUGUGAUGCUAACACAAUCCCCAAUUUAAUGCCCUCUGGUGUUCUUCAGUUUUUAUUUCUAGAAAUGAGGAAAUUGGAGCAACUUGCUGAAGGAAACGUUUUGGAAGUGGAUUGGUUGACGGACUUGCUUAGAGAGAUGAUGGAGUCCAUCUUUAUCUGGGUUUCCCAAAACAAGAACAUUCUCGGAAGUGCAGAAGAGAAUACAAGUUCAGAACAUGAUGACCCCAAGCAGUUUGUUCUGGAUGUGCAAUUCUUGAUGGAAAUUGCAAUGUAUGGAGGAUAUUUUUCCAAUGAUCCCUUGGUACUUCUCUCGCUCAUGAAAUCAACCUUUCAUUCAGCAGGACUCGAUCCUUUCAGAGAUGUCGAUAACGACGGAUGGACGAUUGAUGCUGCUACGUGGACGAUCCAAAUGCUGCUGGAGAUUGAGAAAACAAAUUUUCCCCACAAGGAGCACGUGGUUACACUUGAAGAGGCGUUACAUGAGGCCGAUCGAUCCGCACAUACUGGUGCUUUUUCUCAGGAAGAGGAUUCAUAUUCUUCAGAGAAUGACGUAGAUACAGAGGAAGAUGAAAUUGGCAAAGAUGUGUCGGAAAUUGCUAUCGAUUCAGAAACGGUUUCACCGAACAUGGAAGAAUCGUUAGGUCUUGUAGAAAGGGAGAGAGAUUUUGUUGAUAAAAACACUCGUACUGAAUUGGAGAAUACUGAAUAUGAAAAAGAAACUGAUGCAGAACAUGAUGGAAUAUUGUCUCCAGCAUCUCCAGGCGCGUCUGUGGCUGGCGAAAGGGUAGAUGGACCCAACAUUGGGACGCAAGGGACUGAAGAUUCUGUUAAAAAAGUAGGUUAAGAGGAUGGAGAGGGUGUUGAGCUUCAUGUUCAGUGAGAUGACCAAAAGAUUCUGUAAGGAAGACUUUGGUGAAGAGAAGUCGCUGAGGCCCAUAGGAAUAAGGAUCAAAGCUUUAGGAGAAUAAGAACAAGCAAGACCAACCGCAG
Neltuma alba is the source of this 1839-nucleotide messenger RNA. RefSeq lists its product as uncharacterized. The record is from RefSeq and is a predicted model, not a curated record. The transcript has 5 exons. Gene Ontology annotation, biological process: intracellular protein localization; exocytosis; Golgi to plasma membrane transport. The coding region runs from base 203 to 1693 and encodes 496 amino acids. Gene Ontology annotation, cellular component: exocyst. NCBI's taxonomy places the organism in Eukaryota, Viridiplantae, Streptophyta, Magnoliopsida, Fabales, Fabaceae.